AUGAUAUUUAUUAACAAAUUAAAAGAAAUAUCAUUAAACAAUGUAGCAAUUAAGCGGUUCUAUACAUACAAUUAUGCGGAUUUAAUCAACAAAAUACCGUUAUUUAGACAAUUAUAUCGCGAGAGUUUAUCUAUUUAUAGAUUUUAUGACAAAAAAUAUUUUACAACUAAUGAUUCAGACAAUAAGGAAUGUGGUUUAAACGAUUUAGUUAGCAUAAAUGAUGGUUCCAAUGACUCUAACUCUAAAUCAUUAAUAAUUAAUAGGGAUUCGACAAGUUCCUUGACAUAUUCACUUAUUCAAGAUGCUUUUGAUGCAGUUGCAAAUGAUUAUAGCAAAAAUUUAUCAAAUAAGGAGUUUAAUGGUGAUUAUAAUGAGUUUGGCUUGGGAUGCAAGACUGAAUUUGAUGGCAUGACACCAGCACAAAAAUUUUAUGCAAAAAACAAGGAUAAAUUGCUUAGUAAUGCAAAAAAAAUAUUUUUGGAAAAUUUUGGUAAAAUUGACACUAUAUGCAACCUUGAAGAACCGGUAAUUAGACCCCCAAAAAAUCAUGUUUGGGAAUAUGGAUCCGUAACCACUAGUGAGCACAGGGAGCACAUAGUGUUACAAAAGGGACAAAUACCCACAAUAAAUGAUAUAAUUAAAAUUUUGGAACAGGAACAUUUUGUAGACUCUGUUGCGAUAAAUUUAGACGAAUGCAAUCGCCGCGAUAUAGGCCUUUAUGCUAUAAUAUCCACGGGGAAAACAUUUUCCCACUGUAGGCGGGUUGGCAGACUUUUAUAUCGUAUUUUUGUUGAUCUUGAAAUACCCUUUGUUUCGCAGGUUUCCUAUGCCAGAAGCUCCCGAAAGGAUCAAUGGAUUAUUGCACAUCUAGGACCUCUCCAUGUAUAUCUUAUGACACAGGAAUUGAGAGAAUUUUACAAACUUGAAGAGCUUUGGUCCCCAAACACUAAUAUAACCAUUGAUAUGAUCGAAUCCGACAACGAGGCAUUGGAUUCCGGUGUUAGUAAUAAUAUUGAAUUACGGGAAUCCGAUUGCGAUAUGGGCAAUGUAAAUGUAAAUGAGUGUAAACUUGUAACCGAAAGUGACAUUGUGUAUGAGAAAUUCAAAAAGGAUGACGAUUACGGUUGA
Babesia microti strain RI is the source of this 1128-nucleotide messenger RNA. Its product is annotated as conserved Plasmodium protein, unknown function. The record is from RefSeq and is a predicted model, not a curated record. The transcript is spliced from 4 exons. NCBI's taxonomy places the organism in Eukaryota, Apicomplexa, Aconoidasida, Piroplasmida, Babesiidae. The coding region runs from base 1 to 1128 and encodes 375 amino acids. Gene Ontology annotation, molecular function: ribosomal large subunit binding. Gene Ontology annotation, biological process: negative regulation of ribosome biogenesis; negative regulation of translation.